This is a messenger RNA of Biomphalaria glabrata, 11648 nucleotides long. Its product is annotated as unconventional myosin-IXAa-like. Gene Ontology annotation, molecular function: ATP binding; GTPase activator activity; protein binding. Gene Ontology annotation, cellular component: myosin complex. The coding region runs from base 414 to 6644 and encodes 2076 amino acids. NCBI's taxonomy places the organism in Eukaryota, Metazoa, Mollusca, Gastropoda, Planorbidae. The record is from RefSeq and is a predicted model, not a curated record. Gene Ontology annotation, biological process: intracellular signal transduction. The transcript has 45 exons.
UCCUUAUACUAUAGUGGUGUUAUUUGCGACCUUACUAAACCGUUGUGUAUUGGAUAAAUUAUUUCUUUCUUCCUUGGAUAAUUUUCUUAACUGAUUUUUUUUUAUGACUAAAUAUAUAUGGACUAGAUCUAAUUAGAUCUUAUCUUGUUCAGUGAAUGAAAUGUGUGAAUCAUGACAGCCUAGACGGCUGGUUGCUUUGGAGACCUCUUCUGUUUCCUUAGAGACAGUGGUCACAUAAUUGCUGACACACCAUGUAGCAAGCUUCUUGGUGCCCAGGCUCUACAGACAGUGAUCAGCAUGGCUGGUCAUGAGUUCAAGCCUUCAAAUGUAGGUUUGAGUGCAUGCUAUUGUUUUACUAACUGGAGAAACUGAUCCUUUGGAUCUAUACAGUCCAGCUAAUACGAAGACUCAGUAUGGAUUCGUACAUGGUUCGUGUCUACGCUGGACCACUAAAUGAAGAAGUAGAAUCUGUUGCCAUUGAAGCAGAUAAAGGCACCACAGCUGAAGAUGUUGUUGGCCUGGCAUGUAGGAAACUUCGACUUGGAGGUGGGGAUACAAAAAAGCAUUACGAGUUGGCUGAAGUGUUUUCUUCGGGAGGCCAGCUGUGCAAAGAAAGGCGCUUGGAUUCUACAGAGAGUCCUGUUGGGUUACAGCUGUUGUGGCCAAAGCCCAAUGAGAUUGAACCUGGCAAAGGUUUAUUUGAUGGAUAUAGGUUUUACCUUCGAAAACGAGAUCCAGAAGUCCAGCCAGGUGGAUGGGUUGUCACCAAUCAAAGUGCUGUGGAUUCUUUCCUAAUGGCUUUUCUCACCCAGCCCCUGGCUGGUAAGGAGUUUCCAGAUUUGUGCAGCCUUCCUGAUCUCAACGAGAAAACACUCCUCUACAACCUAAAGUCCAGAUUCAACCAGAAAAACAUCUACACUUAUGUGGGCUCUAUUCUUAUAGCGGUGAACCCAUUCAAGUUCUUCCCCAUCUAUAACCCCAAGUAUGUUAGCAUGUAUCAAAACAAGAGGCUUGGAGAGCUCCCGCCUCACAUCUUUGCUGUGGCUGAUGCAGCGUAUCAUUCCAUGUUGAGAGAAAAACAAAACCAGUGCAUUGUGAUUUCAGGGGAGUCUGGCUCUGGGAAAACUGAGAGUACAAACUUGUUGUUACACCAUUUGACAGCUCUUUCACAUAAGGGAUUACAUGGGAGUGGGGUAGAGCAGACAAUAUUAGGUGCAGGCCCAGUCCUGGAGGCUUUCGGGAAUGCCAAAACAGUUCACAACAAUAAUUCCAGUAGAUUUGGUAAAUUUAUUCAAGUCAAUUAUAAACAGAAUGGAAUGGUGCAUGGUGCCAUCGUAGAGAAGUAUUUGUUGGAGAAGUCUCGCAUUGUGUUUCAAGCCAAAGAUGAAAGAAACUACCAUGUGUUCUACUAUUUACUGGCAGGUGCUGAUGAUAAAGAGAAAGAAUCUUUACAUCUGCUCAAAGCUGACCAAUACAAUUAUCUCUCGCAGAGUGCCUGUUACAGUGUUGAAGGUGUUGAUGAGAAGCAUGAGUUCUCCAGACUCAGACAGUCAAUGGAAAUGGUUGGAUUCUCACCAGAAACACAGAGAAAAAUUUUCAGUGUAUUAUCUGCUGUUCUCCACCUGGGCAAUGUGGAAUUUAAAAAAAAGGGGGAUAAACAUCACGAUGAGUCUGUUACAAUUAAAGCAGGGGACUCUGUGAGAAUAAUUUCCACAUUACUAAAGGUAAAGGAGCGCUAUGUUCUUGAAGCUUUGACGCAGAAAAAAUCAACAGCUGGUGAUGAAACAUUUGUUAUUAACUACAAGAUGGAAGAUGCUGUUGCUACUCGAGAUGCAAUGACCAAAUGUAUUUAUGGUGCUCUGUUUGACUGGAUUGUCCUAAAAGUAAACCAGGCUCUACUGGCCAAGAAACAUGAUUCAGAGCACGAAGGGGAUUCCAUUGGUGUUUUAGACAUAUUCGGCUUUGAAGAUUUUGGCAAUAACAGCUUUGAGCAGUUCUGCAUAAAUUAUGCUAAUGAGCACCUUCAGUACUACUUUAACCAGCAUAUAUUCAAGUUUGAGCAGGAAGAAUAUUUACGUGAAGGUAUACAAUGGAAAAAUAUAGAAUUUAUUGACAACACAGGAAGUCUAGAACUGUUUUCCAAACGUCCAAGUGGUCUUUUCUAUCUUCUUGAUGAAGAGUGCAAUUUCCCCGCUGCUACCAAUGAAACCCUGCUAAACAAGUUUACACAUCAUCAUAAAAGCAAUCCUCAUUACCAGGUUCCCCAGUUGAGAGAAGGCGCUUUUAGUAUUAUGCAUUAUGCUGGGAGAGUCAAAUACCUUGUGAAGGACUUUAGGGAAAAGAAUCUUGAUCUGGUGCGUCCCGAGAUAGUGGACACGUUGAAAAAAAGUAGUCUUGCUUUUGUGAGGGAAUUGAUGGGAAUUGACCCAGUUGCUGUUCUACGCUGGUCCGUAGUUCGUGCAUUUUUUAGGUGUUUCUUUGCAUUCAAGAAAGCUGGGGAAGUUUAUAGGAAAAAUGGUGGAAAAGAAAGUCGCAGGCGACAGAAAAGAGCCUCAGACCCAACACUGCAAGAUGUCUUGAAUGAUAAUUUGCUCAAUUCUGCUGCUAUGGGUGCACACCUCCAGCAGCACCACUUGGGCCAUGACCCUGCUGUCUUGCUGCAGAGGCUACACAAGGAGGAGGUAAAUGACGAGAUACUGCUGUACAGUUCCUACGGAACUAACUGCUCAGAGAGCCAGGUCAAAGUUAUGCGCAGGACCCUAAGACUGCUCACGAAAAACAAGUCUUUCAGACCCAAGCCGAGGCCUUCAUUAAGUUUUCGAGACAUAAAGGCACUCAAGGCUAUAGCCAGUCGCACCAUGCCUGGAAGUGUUAGGGGCACUGGGAGUAAAAAACAGCCUCCUACUGUUGGGGCUCAGUUUCAGUGGUCUCUCAAUUGUUUAAUGAUGACACUGAACCAAGCCAAUCCAUAUUUUAUUAGAUGUAUCAAAUCAAAUAAAGACAAGGCUCCUUGUGUUUUUGAUGAAGAGCUUGUUAUGAGACAGUUACGUUACACGGGAAUGUUGGCCACAGUCAAAAUACGUCAGUCUGGAUACAACUAUAGGAUAUUGUUGAAGGAAUUUACCCUGAUGUAUAAAAUAUUGUUACCUGUUCAAACUGAAUUUACUAAGAAUGACAUUUCCAACUUUCUGACUGCCAAAGGCCUUCAACCUGAAAACUAUCAAAUUGGCAUCAAUAAGAUUUUCUUAAGAGAAACAGAGAAACUUAAGCUUGAUGAAGCCUUGCACUCAGCCAUCAUGAAAAGAGUGAUCACAAUACAAAAAUGGGUUAAGGCUUGUUUGGAGAGGCGGUACUUCUUGCGUAUCAGAGAAUCAACUAUACUCAUGCAGAAACAUAUCCGAAGGUUCCUAGCUCAGAGAGACUUCCAGCAGUAUCAGCUGUAUCAGCUCCACACUGAGGCAGCCAUUGUCAUACAAACAAACUUCAGGAGAUACCUGGCAUGGAAACAAUUUGUUUCCACCCGCAAUGCUGUUGUAUUCUUACAGGCUUACAUCAGGACUGUCCUCAUGAGGAAAAGAUUUUUGACAUUGAAAGAAGAGAAACGUAAGAAACUGCUUCAAGAUGCAGAAAAAGAACGUUUGGAAUCAGAGAAGCGUCAGAAAGAAGAAGACAAACGAAGGUUAGAAGAAGAAUAUGAGAAAAUAGAACGUCAGGCACAGGAAUUACUUGCUAAAGACUAUGAAGAAAAGUUGGCUAAGGAAGAGAAUCAAAGUUAUGAGGAGAGACUACAGCUAGACAGGAGGAAAAAGGAGGAGCUGCAGUCUACAGCCAGUGAUGAAGGGGUGUUGAUGAAGGCACCAAGUACUGAAGAGCUAGAGGAGGAUGUUCGACUGCCCAGAAGAGAUUCUGAUGAGAGUAGUGGCAUCAUUGAAGAUUCAGAAACUGAAUCAUCGGAAGUUUUGUCCAGACCUAUUUUAGACACCCCUCCAACUACGCCACAAAGUCAAAGAAGAGACUUAAGUAAAACUACCCCCAUCAGAACUAGUCAGGAAAGGUCGAGAGGUCGAGCACAAACAUCCAGGGUCUUAGAUAGAUACAAACCUUCUCAGACUUCAGAAAUUGUGGAUGGAAGAAAAACCUUUGUCUUACCCCGAAGUUUACAUCCUACUGUAAGGCAGAAAGCAACAGCUCCUUUGGCCAGGCAGGAAUCAUUUUCAGACAGGGAACUUACAAAUGCUACACCAGAACCAAUGGACACCAGCAACCGGCCUCCUCCCAUUCACAUCCCAGAGAGGACAACUGCCUACAAUGAUAUCAACAUCAGGGACAUAGAGAAUUCCUUGGCACAGAAUAAGAAAAGAAAUGAAUUGGAGCAGCUACAGGACCAGCAAGCCUCUAGUCAUCUUAGCCCUCUACACAAAGCCAAAAAACAUUGGAAGAAUUGGAUGGGAGAGUUUAAAGGUCACCACACUCUCCCACACUCAUGCAUUCCUUCAAGUCCAGGAAAAACGUUUAAGUUUUUUAGACAUAAGAGCACUAAGAAGAAAAAAGAAGACAGUGAGGAAGAAUCUGAAGACAGUGUCUCAUCCUUAUCUCGAUACUCUGUGGAGUCCAUUGGGAUCAGUGUUCUGCCAGCUUCACCACAGAACAAAGAACCAGAGGAGCCAUCUCGCUUUAGGAGAAAUAAAAAGCAAAAUCAAAAUAAGGUGACAUCCUCAUCCCCAGCUAGAUCUCGCAGCAACAUCAGAAUUAAUGAGUGGCAGUAUGCUGACAACAUGGUCAUCUCCGAUGUAGACGAGUUGAGGAAAUUAGACCAAUUCAUUGGCCAAAAGAUCAGAGAACUGUAUGAUGAUUCAAACAGGAGAGACACAAUAUUUGAUAGGAUCUUCAAAGGAGCUCUAGAGAAGUUCAGAAAAGAUCUCAAGACUUUGAUUGCUGUUGAAGUCACAAAAGCCAAUCCAAAAGUACAGUACAAAGAAUUGUUUAAUCAGUUCCGUCAAGUUCUUACAGCUGAAAUGAAGAAAAUGACAGAUGCUCCGAUAGUCAUGUCAGUGAAUGCAUUUCGUGGGUUUCUGGAUGAGUUCCGGAAGCAGGAGGAGUCGAGGCUACGUGAGAAUAAAAAAGAUGGAAAUCGUAAUCAGAAAAAAGUUGUGAAAAAAGACAAAAAGAAAAAUGAAGAGAUUGUGGAGCAUAAUGGCCACAGAUAUAUGCAGGUAGAUUUCAACAUAGCAACCUACUGUGAAGUUUGCAGUUCCCAGAAGAGAAUCAUGGAGAAAGGAUAUGUUUGUCAAAAAUGUAAACAAGCCAUCCACAAGAAGUGUUGCAGUAAGAUGGGUGCAGCCUGUAAAGGUGUGGCAGAUAAUAAGGGUCGUCCUAAUGGACAGCUGUUUGGUGCACCACUGGAUACCUUAGUCAGUGAAAACCAGAAAAUUCCAUUAGUCUGUGAACGUCUUAUGUCAACUAUUGAAAUGACUGGCCUGUACAUGGAAGGUGUCUAUAGGAAGUCAGGGGCUGCACCAAAAGUGAAAGAGUUGCAGAAUGCUCUAGAGAUGGAUGUUGAAGCUGUCAAUUUAGAAGAGUAUCCUGUUCAUGUUUUGGCUGCAACUCUUAAGCUAUAUCUCCGUAACUUGCCAGAGCCUUUGAUGACAUUUGAACUCUAUGAUGAUUUUCUUAGGACUAUGGAAAUUAAAGAAGAGAAGGAAUUAAUUAACUCAUUAUUUGCAAUUAUUAGAAAACUUCCAAAGGCAAAUUUUGACUUGUUUGAAAGACUAGUAUUUCAUCUAGCCAGAGUGGCCAUGCAUUCAGACAGCAACAAGAUGUCACCUAAUGCUUUGGCUGUUGUUUUUGCUCCUGUCUUGCUGGGAACCAAUAAAAAACUCCAAGCCCAGGAUGCCAUUGCAUUGGUUCCACAGCAGAUGAUGUGUAUAGAAUAUGUGUUAAAAGAACAGAUGCGUACAGUCAAGUCCAAACUGGAUGAUAUUGACACAUUGGAGAGUGCUGAGAAAACUACAGGGGAGAGACUGAAUGCUGUCCGGGCAAGUCUACGUACUUCCAGGAAGUCUCCUUUGAGCAGUCCUAUUAAACAACAGUCUGUACAUGCCAACAAUGAAAAUGACAGUGAAAUUCUAGAGGAAAACUUGGAAGAUGAAGAAUACAUUGAGGAGGAUGUGAAACUAAAAAUAGAGGAGAAAGCUUUAUCCCGCCAUUUGGCCUCCAUUCACAAAGAAAAAGAUAAAAUCACCUACAAGUUACCUGCCUUAGAAACUCGCCAGGUCAGUAGUGAUGAAGACAUGUUGUCUGGAGAUGAAGUGGAUGGGGACUUAGAUGGUGAGGGUCAGAAUGAGGAGUAUGCCACAGGUUUUGAACAGCCAGUGACUAAAUCUUCAUUAAAUCAUUUAUCAAAAACUCGGACACCUGCUCCUCACAGCCGACGUUUGCCCCAAAAGUUUGCCAAGAAGGUGGCAGCAAGUACUAAGAAGCCACUAUUUGAAGACACAAGUGAAGCCUGCCUCCCAGAACCUAUUCCUGUCAUCCAAAUACGACCUCAGGCUCAGUGCUCCAAGUAUCUGAGCUCAAUGACUGUUGAAUCUAGCUAUGUGACCAUUCCAAGUGUAGCUGGGGAGGAAGAUGAGAUCAUGGUGUAGUCUUUCCCCUGGACUGAAAGAUUAUCUGCUUGUUGAUGUUAGGACAUAGUCUCCCUUGAUUUAGGAGAUUAUGGUUGAGUCAUUUCCUGCUAUCAGUCUUAUCUGCCACUGAUGUUAACACAGACAUUUCAUACACUUUUUCUGUGCAUGUUGAGUUCUUAUAAUUAUUCAGUUUUUUUAAUGUAUUGUUGUACUCUUGUCAUAACUACAAAAUGUAGUUUGCUUAAAAAUUCUUGUCUACAAGUAUCUUUUGUACCAUACACUGACCUAUAUACUAUGUAGAAAGGAUACUUGUUUGUAUUUUGCUGGUCAUUCCCAUGACAUAGUGGCUUUAGAAGAAGGGAGUAUGAUUGUAAAAAGAGGUGCAUCUAGUGUGUUUUUGAGUCUUAGUUCUUGCUGCAUGUAUCUGCAUACUAACUUUUUCAGCUCCUUGAUAUUUUGUGUACGCAGUCAUUCCUGGGAAUACCAUUUCUAAUAGUAAAAAUCUUGUUCGUGCAUUUUUUUUUUCAUCUUUUGUUGCAGGCUUCUUAACAACAUCAACAAAACUUGUCUACUGUGAUAUCCUCAAUCUCAUGGCUACUUUCACAUUUUCUAGUAGGAUUGACCUAGAUUAAUGUAUAUGAUGGUUCUGUGACUUUGUUCUGUGACUUUUAGUUUGCUGUAGACCUUCAGGUUGAACAUUGUUCACAUUUGUUGUCACUUACAUACUUAGAAAUAUUGUUGAGUCAAUGUUCUAAUCAACAUGUCAUCCUUCUAGUGUCCACUUAUUUAUAAACCAAACAUGUCUCCUUUAUUUAUUGCAGUCAUGAAAAAUGUAGACAUAUUUAUAUAUUAUAUAUAUAUAUAUAUAUAUAUAUAUAUAUAUAUAGACUACCUGUGUAUCUAUUUAUAAAUGCAUGACUAUUUUUGAGACUGUAUAUAGAGGUUAUGUAUAUUGUAACAAAAUUUUUUUUUUUAUUGUUCAUUUCAUUAUAUUUUUUCUGUUUCAACUUUCCAGAUUGGUGCCUUUAUAAUUUUGAUGAGUGAUACUAGAAUGCCUUUUUAAAAAAAAUCUGUUUUCUGUGUGUUUUUAUAUUGAUUUCAUGUAAUUUUUUCAAAUGAAAUAUUUCAAUAUUUUUGUUGAAAUGAAAUAUAAUCUACUUAAAGAUCUGUCAGUGCUUUGUUGAGGCUGGUUAUAUUGAGCAGAAUCCAUACACUACAGAACAUACAGUAUAUCAAGACAUAGUCACGCUUAGAAAAACAAGAAGCAGUCAGUAUACACUUGAACAUGGUCCAUUGUCACCAGAAGUAAACUUUAAGCUGAACUUGUCCAUUGUCACUUUGUCAAUGAGUAUGUUAGCAUGCACAGGCUAUUGUGGUAAUACAUUUAUUCAUCUUGUAUUUAUUCAAUAUAAAUUUUAUUUUUAUAUGUAAAUGAUUUUAAUUUUCAACAGUUGAAGAAUUGGAAACAUUUCUGAAAACUUAAUGACUUUUUCUGUUUUCUUGGGCUUGACAAAAGUAAGUGUGGUCCAUUUCUCCUGAGGCAGCCAGUCCUAGACAAAGUUUAAUGAAGGCUGCGUGUAGAAAUGUAUAAAUGUUUGAUUUAAAAAGUAACUCAUUAGAUUUACUGGUCUGAACAAAACAUUUGGGCAGCUAGUGGGGACGGUCUAGAGAAAUGGUUGGCUCUUUCAUGUUCUUCAUUGAGAUUGUUGUCAUAAUUCCUUUCUAUCUGCUGUUUGGUUGCGUUGACCAAAGGCUAGCUCUUGUAAAUAGAUAUUUAUUUGCUUUACUUUUUUUUUUUGUUAUGCCAGAUGAGAUUUUGUUUUGUUCUCUUGAGUUUGUUUUAGAAACCUUGAUGUACACAUUUUGUUGAAUCUUGAGAUUACAUAAUUCUUUUGUCUUUUUUUUUGUAUGUAAAUUUUUAAAAAUGCUUUAAUGUCUAUGUUUUGCCUGAUAAGCUAUACACACAUGCUAAUGUACUAGUGUGUAGACUAUAUUACACUAGGUAUCACACACAUUCUUAUGUAGCAGUGUGUAGACUGUUGGUGAGGUGGCUGAGCAGUAAAGCACUUGACUUCCAAACCGAGGGUCCCGGGUUCGAAUCCUGGUGAAGACUGGGAUUUUUAAUUUCUGGAUCUUUGGGCGCCUCUGAGUUCACCCAGCUCUAAUGGGUACCUGGCAUAAGUUGGGGAAAGUGAAGGCAGUUGGUUGUUGUGCUGGCCACAUGACACCUUUGUUAACUGUAUGCCACAUAAACAGAUGACCUUUACAUCAUCUCUGCCCUUUAGAUCACAAGGUCUGAAAGGGGAACUUUACUUUUUUAGUGUGUAGACUAUAAUACAGACACUAGAUAUCACACACAUACUUAUGUAUUAGUGUGUAGUCUAUAUUACAGACACUAGGUAUAACACACAUACUUAUGUACUAGUGUGUGGACUAUACUACAGACAAUAGAUAUCACACACAUACUAAUGUAAUAGUGUUGAAUUUGCACAAACAUAUAUCAUAGAGCUUACAUACACACAAUAUUACAGACAUUGUACAUAUAUAAAUUUAAAAAUAUAUAGACUCUAGAAAUAAUUUUUGAAAUGUGAUUACCCAUACAUUUUAAGUUAAGAUUAAUUUACUUUCCUCAAGAUUUAGAAGGGUAGAUAACUUCUUAUACAAUUAACUUAACAGCCAAGCUUGUAGUAAAAAGAUAUCAUCUCAUAUGGGCAUGUACAAUUCAAUGAAGAUAUGCUCAUCAGUCAAAUAAACAAAAAUUGUACCCUACUCGCCAUAACAAGCAUUCAGUUGGUUAAGAUCACAACAGUGAGAUAUUUCUAUUUCAUAAAGCAACAAUUUUGACAUCCAAGAUUUUAUUAUAUGUUUAUUCACAAUCGUGAGAAUCAUUUUGUGAACCAAUAAAUUGUAUUCUCUUUAGAAUUAUAGAAUAAUAAUGUUUGCUCUUGGAGACAUUAUCUAAACAGGGCAUCAUUCAAAGAUAUUCAGACUAAAUAGCUCUAAAUUUACUUAGUAUUGGAAGAGAAGUCUAAUUUAUUUAUGUAUAAAACUUGAGAUGUCAAGCAUGUGUCUAGUCUACCUGGCAUAGCAACAAAAUGUAUUACUUAUUGUUACAAAAUGUUUUUUCCAUGAGCUCUUUAAAAAUGAUUUUAUGUCAACAGUUAUAUUUAGUCUUGUUUUCAUCUUUGGUUGAUCGCAGCAAUUGUUCAGGCUGUAGGCCAGAGUGUAGGCCAUAAUCCUGUGUAUAAUUUUCAGCUUUUGGGUAUUGGCUUUUGGUCAUUGCAUUGGAAUAUUUGGGCAUUACCAGGGCAGACUGUUGAUACAACACAUUUAGGACAAACCUUGUUUCUGUUCACUGCCAUUGUGUUUUAUUUGUGUGAUAAGUGGGAAGUUCUGCUGUCUGUGAACAUGUUGCCAUGGUUACUAUUUGGGCUUCAUUGAAUGACUCUCUUUUUUUCUCUCCAUUAUUUAAUGAGAAGUCUUCAGCUCUGCAUUACUUGUACCGAUGUGAUGGAGAAGUUUUGAUUUGAAGUUGGCUACUGGAAAUAUCACUUCUUGACUUCUUACACAAUAACUCUUCUAAUAGCUCGCCAUAGAAACUAUUUAUGAACAACAAAAAAAUUGAAAAAUUUGCCAUUUCAUUAUUUCAUCAAACCUGUUCAGAGCUUAUAAAUUUGUUAUGAGAAGUCUUCAGCUCUGCAUUACUUGUACCGAUGUGAUGGAGAAGUUUUGAUUUGAAGUUGGCUACUGGAAAUAUCACUUCUUGACUUCUUACACAAUAACUCUUCUAAUAGCUCGCCAUAGAAACUAUUUAUGAACAACAAAAAAAUUGAAAAAUUUGCCAUUUCAUUAUUUCAUCAAACCUGUUCAGAGCUUAUAAAUUUGUUUUAAGUUCCAAUUAUAUAUAUAUAUAUAUUAUAUACACAAACUUCCAUUCAUUAAAUCUACUGCAGGAAGUAAUGCUCCUUGCAUUGGAAGCAAUUGACUCGAUCCUACCAUUGUCUUUUAUUUUCUUGUACAGAAGAGUUCAUAAUUUGAGUGGAAACUGUAGACCAGAAAUAUUUCUUGAUUGAAGAAACACCAAUCUAAUUAUGAAAUACAAAUCUGGAAUUGUAGCCUACUUGAUACACAUUAGGAAAAAAAAAAGCAACAUCUUUUAUAUUAGAAUAGGGUACAACUUUGAUUGAUUCAGGUCCUUGGUGAUUCAUAAAAGCUUGCUCCUAUUGGGUGCAGAGAUACUUAUGUUGGGUGUAUAGAUGCAUUGAGUAGACAUCUACAUGUGUUGGAUAAGUCUACGUGUAUUGAAUGCACAAUUACAUGUGUUGGGCAAGUGUCUAUGUGUAUUGAAUGCACAAUUACAUGUGUUGGGCAAGUGUCUACGUGUAUUGAAUGCACAAUUACAUGUGUUGGGCAAGUGUCUAUGUGUAUUGAGUGCACAGCUCCACACAAUGGGCGAGUGUCUACAUGUAUUGAGUGCACAACUAUAUGGAUUAGAUGUGUCUACGUGUAUUGAGUUCACAGCUGCAUGUAUUAGGGUACAGGGCAACAUAUAUAUAUGUUAUAUAGAAACAACAUUAAGUCUCUCUUACAUAUGUCCAUACAAAACUUGAUAUGUGAUGGUUCACUCCCCUCCCCUCCUGCUAUAAUAUGUACAUAGAUCAUUGAAAACUAGCCCCCCCCCUACGUACUGAGGUAUAUCCAAUGUUUUCCUUACCAGAUGGAUAGUAACACCAUAUCUUUUGAUGUCAUUGUUAUAGACUAGCCAUUGUCUUUGUAAUCACCAUGUCAUUCGUGCUUAGUGUGGGCUGUCGGAUGAAAGUGUUGACUGCAGGUUGACCUUCUCAUUUUUGUGUUUAGCUAGAUGACUUUGUUUAGCAAUUCUCUGACUGUGUACUAGAUGACUUGUUUAGCAAUUCUCUGACUGUGUACUGGCUUGUUCUGUGGGAGUUGAUAUUAUUCCAUUCAUUGUAUCGCCAUCAUCACUUGUUGUGUUACUUGAUGGAAAUAAAACAAAUCAUGCCA